GCAACCACUGUCUCGCUCUCCGCCGCCAUCGCCGCCGCCGCCUUCCUCUCCGCCGCCGCCGUUGGUACUCGCGCUUGCCGCCCGUCGAGCUCCCCUCACCGAUAAAGGCUCACCGAAGGUUUCGUCGUCGACCCCGGGAGUUUCAAAUAUGUCUGGCCGAGGACUGAUGAAGCAGGACUUAAGCAAGCUUGACGUGACGAAGCUCCACCCUUUAUCACCUGAAGUUAUCUCACGCCAGGCGACGAUCAAUAUCGGUACCAUAGGGCAUGUGGCCCAUGGAAAGUCCACUGUUGUGAAGGCUAUAUCUGGAGUUCAGACCGUUCGCUUCAAGAAUGAGCUGGAGCGUAACAUCACUAUAAAGCUUGGCUAUGCUAAUGCGAAAAUCUACAAAUGUGAAGACGAGAAAUGUCCACGACCAAUGUGCUACAAGGCUUAUGGAAGCGGAAAAGAAGAUAGCCCUCACUGUGAUGUGCCUGGGUUUGAAAACACUAGGAUGAAGCUACUGAGACAUGUUUCUUUUGUUGAUUGUCCGGGACACGAUAUUCUCAUGGCUACGAUGCUUAAUGGAGCUGCUAUCAUGGAUGGAGCAUUGCUUCUGAUAGCAGCAAAUGAAAGUUGCCCACAACCCCAGACAUCUGAGCACCUUGCUGCAGUUGAAAUCAUGCGUCUCCAGCAUAUCAUCAUUCUUCAGAACAAGAUUGAUCUUAUCCAGGAAGGUGCGGCGAUGAAUCAGCAUGAAGCAAUCCAGAAAUUCAUCCAGGGCACCAUUGCUGAAGGUGCUCCAGUGGUGCCAAUAUCUGCUCAACUGAAGUACAACAUUGAUGUGAUCUGUGAAUACAUUGUGAAGAAAAUCCCCAUUCCUGAAAGGAACUUCACUUCCCCUCCAAACAUGAUUGUUAUUCGCUCCUUUGAUGUCAACAAGCCUGGUUCAGAGGUUGAUGAAAUUAGGGGUGGUGUAGCUGGUGGCAGCAUUCUCAGAGGAGUUUUGAGGGUUAACCAGAACAUUGAAGUUCGCCCGGGAAUUGUAAUGAAGGAUGAGAGCGGCAACAUCAAAUGCACCCCAAUCUAUUCGAGGAUCGUUUCACUCUAUGCUGAACAGAAUGAACUCCAAUUUGCUGUGCCAGGAGGUCUUAUUGGUGUUGGAACAACCAUGGAUCCAACUUUGACACGUGCCGAUAGACUGGUUGGGCAGGUUCUGGGUGAAGUUGGAUCCCUUCCUGAUGUCUAUGUGGAGCUUGAGAUCAACUUCUUCCUUCUUCGGAGGCUAUUAGGUGUGAGGACAAAAGGCACAGAGAAGGCUGGGAAGGUCUCCAAGCUCACCAAGGGUGAAAUCCUCAUGCUUAACAUCGGAUCUAUGUCGACUGGUGCUCGCGUGGUUGCUGUCAAGAACGAUCUCGCCAAGCUUCAGCUCACUGCCCCUGUCUGCACAAGCAAAGGUGAGAAGGUUGCCCUCAGCCGCCGUGUCGAGAAGCAUUGGCGCCUCAUCGGAUGGGGCCAGAUCCAGGCUGGCACGACGCUCGAAGUUCCACCAUGCCCGCUCUGAAUUGUGUUUCUCCAGGCAGAAAUCCUAAUCUUUGAGAGAAGAUAGAAGAGAUGUGGAAGGGCAGAGAGCUCCUAGGCACUAUUUUUGUGAGGUGGAUGAGAAAACAUGAAUUUGAUUUGGAAGCCAUGUCAUUGCGUGCUAUCGAAUUCAGCUAUGCUACAAAAGUUUUGCUUACAUCUGCAUUCUGAAUUAUGGAGAAUCGUUUUUUCACCAUGUUAUAAUGAAUUUGAAGUGGGGAGAAACCUACUAAUUGAUCAGAAUUGCAUUAUUGCAUUUCUCACUGAAUCCAAUCAGUGAUGUAUUAUUGCAUUGAACAUGUUGCAAGAAAGGAACAUAUCGCUCUGGAUUUUCUUUUUC
Messenger RNA from Oryza sativa Japonica Group (Japanese rice), 1900 nucleotides. Its product is annotated as eukaryotic translation initiation factor 2 subunit gamma. Gene Ontology annotation, molecular function: GTP binding; GTPase activity; tRNA binding. NCBI's taxonomy places the organism in Eukaryota, Viridiplantae, Streptophyta, Magnoliopsida, Poales, Poaceae. The record is from RefSeq and is a predicted model, not a curated record. Gene Ontology annotation, cellular component: eukaryotic translation initiation factor 2 complex; cytosol. Gene Ontology annotation, biological process: formation of translation preinitiation complex.